This is a messenger RNA of Colletotrichum higginsianum IMI 349063, 3204 nucleotides long. Its product is annotated as Vacuolar sorting protein 39 domain 1. Gene Ontology annotation, molecular function: protein binding. The record is from RefSeq and is a predicted model, not a curated record. Gene Ontology annotation, cellular component: fungal-type vacuole membrane; cytoplasm. Gene Ontology annotation, biological process: endosomal vesicle fusion; autophagy; vesicle-mediated transport. Lineage: Eukaryota; Fungi; Ascomycota; Sordariomycetes; Glomerellales; Glomerellaceae. The coding region runs from base 1 to 3204 and encodes 1067 amino acids. The transcript is spliced from 4 exons.
AUGCUUUCCGCAUUUACAGCCCGGCCGAUCAUAGAGCUAAAGCCGGGGGUAAAGUCCAAGAUUGAGACAAUCCUCGCGCAUGGCGAUCGUGUGUUCGUCGGCCUUAACAAUGGUGUCCUUCGUAUCUAUCGAGUGAAUGAGCUCCCGUCUUCGUCACCGACCAAGGCCAAUGGCUCUCAACUGACCGCGACGAGCCCACCGAAGGCGACCGACGACCCUAAGCCGACCCAACAGCCCAAGAAACCCACAGAUCUGCUUCGCGAAAUCGAGAAGUUUUCGAACAGAGCAAUCGAUCAGCUUGCAGUCAUCAAAGAAGCCAACACACUUGUCUCGCUGUCGAACUAUUACGUCUCGCUGCACGAUCUCGGAACCUAUGAACCCCUCGAAACUCUAUCACGAACAAAGAACGCAACUUGCUUCGCCGUAACAUCAAACAUCGUCAAGGAUGCAGCCACAGGAAUACCAGAGAUUAUCAGUCGUUUGGCGGUGGCAGUUCGUCGCCGCCUGCUACUGUGGAGUUGGCACGAGAGCGAGUUGGGCACUGACGUGGGUGAGGUUACCCUGCCGGAAUCGAUACGAACCGUGACCUGGGCCAGUGCGACAAAGGUCGUCUGCGGAAUGAACUCCGGAUACGUCAUGGUUGACGUGGUUACCCACGACGUCGAAGAUAUCAACAGCCCCGGUCCUGCAGCAUCGGGCGGGCAAGCCAGUCGGUUUGGAGCUGUCAGCAGUGCAGGCAUGGGCUAUAUGGGUCUCGGAGGUUACAUGCCCAAGCCGCUUGCUGCAAAGUUGGCAGAAGGAGAGCUGCUACUCGCCAAGGAUAUCAACUCCAUGUUCAUCACCGAUGAAGGUAAGCCUGUCGAAAAACGACAGAUUCCAUGGCAAUCGGCUCCGGAACAGAUCGGGUACUCGUACCCUUACAUCCUAGCAUUGCAACCUCCGUCCAAAGGCUCUCUGGAAGUAAGAAAUCCAGACACUCUGCACCUGCUGCAGACUAUCCCGCUCCCUGGCGCGGCGCAACUUCACUUCCCGCCCCCCAACCUCAGUCUUGCUCAUGCGGGCAAAGGGUUUCACAUCUCUAGCGACCGAUGCGUGUGGAAGAUGGGCGCUACUGACUACGACGCGCAAAUCGACGAACUGGUGGAGAAGGGCAAAUUCGACGAGGCCGUUAGCAUUCUGAACAUGUUGGAGGACGCUCUGCUGCAGAACAAGAAAGAGACUCUCCGAGAGGUCAAGAUGUUGAAGGCCGAGACUCUUUUCAGGCAAAAGAGGUUUUACGACUCCAUGGACCUCUUCAACGAAGACGACGUUCAUGCACCGCCCGAGCGAGUAUUGAAGCUUUUCCCGCCUUCCAUUGCUGGAGAGAUGUCCGGUUGGGCGCAUGUCGUACAGCCAGAAGAAUCCGGCAGUGACGAAAAAGAGGGCGAGGAAGAACAUCAUGAGAAGGCAAACGGAGAGAAGUCCGUCAAGGAAGACACAACUGCAACCCCUACAUCACCUGCGAAAGGGGGCGUUGGCUUUGCCAAGCUGUUCAUGGGACACCGAAAGCCUGUACAGUCGGACGCUGCCUCGAUCAUGUCCAAGAAGGACACGAUAGAUGUCGAGGAAACAGGCAGCAGCCGAAACAGGCCCGGGGACAACCAGCCCUUGGAAGGGGAUGACCUUCGGGACGCCGUCAGAUCUUUGGCUGGCUAUCUCGUUGGAACAAGGACGCGCUUGCAACGGGUCAUUGACCCGAGUACCGGCAAGCUGAAGCGAUCUGAUACUAACGGGUCUACCGAGGAGGCAAUGAAAAGUUUCAUGUCGGGGCCGCACGUCGAAGAAUCAAGCAGCCAGCUCGAGGGGGAAAUUCGAAGGACAUCGAGAAUUGUCGACACAGCUUUAUUCCGAAGCUACAUGAUGACCAGCCCUUCCCUGGCCGGCCCCCUUUUCCGACUUCCGAACUUCUGCGACCCGGACGUUGUGAACGAAGCGCUGCUCGCUCACAGCCGAUACAAUGAGUUGGUAGACUUUUUCAGUGGCAAGAAGCUUCAUUCCCAGGCACUGGAGCUCCUCAAGCGCUUCGGGACCGCCGAGGAACCCGACGAAGCCGCGCCAGGUCUACACGGGCCUCAACGGACUGUAACCUAUCUGCAGACGCUACCACCGUCCGAGAUCGAUCUCAUUUUGCAGUACUCGGAAUGGGUUCUCAGAGCAGACUCGAAAUUGGCUAUGGAGGUAUUCAUUGCCGAUUCCGAGAACGCCGAGACAUUGCCUCGAGCUCGGGUUGCGCGCUUCCUGGGAGGAAUUGAUCCAAGUCUCGAAGUUCAAUAUCUGGAGCACAUCAUCACCGAGCUCGACGAAUCAACACCAGACUUUCACAAUCGUCUGGUCGAGCUAUUCAUCAAGCAGUUGAAAGACAAGAAGCGAAAUGACGAUUGGGACGCGGCGAUGGACCGCUUCGUGCAGUUCCUCAAGACCAGCAGCCAGUACAGCCUUAUCAAGGCAUUUAGCCUUAUUCCGCGGGAUGAUCCCGCCUUUUACGAGGCUCAGGCCAUUGUGCUGAGUAGCAUGGGCUCGCACAAACAAGCUCUAGAGAUAUACGUGUUCAAGAUGAAGAAUUAUGCGAAAGCAGAAGAGUACUGCAAUCAGGUGCACAAGUCGAAGGAUUCCAGACCUUCAUCCCCGGAUCGGUCACGACGACCCUCGUCGGCAGGCGACGCCGAAGACGCAUCUCCGUCUAUCUACCACACGCUUCUCUCGUUGUACCUUACACCUCCACCGCCCCACAAACCGGCGCACGACCCGGCCCUCGAGCUACUUUCGAGACACGGAUCACGUCUACCGGCAGCUUCGACGCUGUCUCUGAUUCCCGACGAUCUCCCGGUCCGCGAUCUGGAGUCGUACUUCCGUGGCAGGAUUCGGUCUGCUAACAGCGUAGUGAACGAAUCGCGCAUCGUGGCCCGGCUGCGAGACACGGAGUUGGUGUCGACACAAGCGCUGUUGCUCCUUGGCGAUAGCAUCCCUGGCGGGCAGGGUGGUCGCAACAGAAGGGUGGUGAUUACGGAGGAGCGCCUCUGCGGCGUGUGUCACAAGAGGCUGGGCGGUAGCGUGGUGUCGGUCCUGCCAGAUAACAAUGUCGUCCACUACGCUUGUCUCAACAAGGCAUCGUCGCAGAGACCUCACAGCUCGCGAGCGGGGAGCUGGGCUCGGAGGUUUUCGUGA